AGCGUCGCAUUGAGACCAGUACUAUCAGUCUCUCACAAAGAUUUCAUUGAUUUUAUACUUUUAUUGCACGUAAUCAGCUUUACUUAGCAAAAAAGCAAAAUAGAGAUCGAGCAAUAUGUCUUCUCAGCAGAAAAGACAGGAACUUGACGCCAGGGCUAGGCAAGGAGAGACUGUAGUCCCUGGUGGAACCGGUGGCAAAAGCCUUGAAGCCCAGGAACACCUCGCUGAAGGGAGGAGCCGAGGAGGGCAGACUAGGAGGAAGCAGCUGGGAACAGAAGGGUACCAGGAGAUGGGUCGCAAGGGUGGUCUAAGCACUGGGGAUAUGUCCGGAGAAGAACGUGCAAAGGAAGAGGGUAUCCCCAUUGACGAGUCCAAGUUCAGGACCAAGAGCUAGUGUGUCGUUUCCAAGCAUUUGUUAUGUUAAUGAAGUUGGAUCUGAUAUGACUGUAGCCGUGUGGGAUUAGACUUUUUAGUUGAAUGCUAUAGUAGUAGACUAGUAGUAUUACUAAUUAUUACUUGUUAGUUUUGUUUCUGGUGUUUGUGGUGGGCCGAUGGGGCUUUGGUGCUUCUUGUGACUUUGUCUUAUGUAGCUGGCAUUGCAUUUUGCGUAUACGUAGAAGUUGGUGCUAGCUUCUCAUAUAUGGAGGUGGUAUAGUGUUUACGUAGUUGAAGGUAUUAUGCCAUUGUGUUAAUUUGCUAACUUUUUUUGAAAAUGGCACAUGGAAGACUCGGCUUAAAUACUUGUUCUUCUCCCUCUCUUUUUUCAG
Molecule: messenger RNA, 767 nt
Organism: Quercus robur (English oak)
Lineage: Eukaryota; Viridiplantae; Streptophyta; Magnoliopsida; Fagales; Fagaceae
Product: protein EMB-1
Exons: 2
Coding region: 116-394 (92 amino acids)
Biological process (GO): response to abscisic acid
Cellular component (GO): cytosol
Source: RefSeq, a predicted model, not a curated record